Messenger RNA from Solanum dulcamara, 744 nucleotides. RefSeq lists its product as uncharacterized. The coding region runs from base 1 to 744 and encodes 247 amino acids. Gene Ontology annotation, molecular function: nucleic acid binding. NCBI's taxonomy places the organism in Eukaryota, Viridiplantae, Streptophyta, Magnoliopsida, Solanales, Solanaceae. The transcript is spliced from 3 exons. The record is from RefSeq and is a predicted model, not a curated record.
AUGGAUUUCAUUACUGGCUUACCUCAUACUCCCCAGAAGCAGGAUUCUAUAUGGGUUAUUGUGGAUAGGCUGACAAAAUCAGACCACUUCCUCCCAGCCAGGACCACAUAUUCAGCCGAGGACUAUGCGAAGUUGUACAUCAAGGAAAUAGUACGACUUCAUGGAGUUCCCACAUCUAUUAUUUCGUACAGGAGAGCCCAAUUCACAACCCACUUUUGGCGGUCAUUCCAGGAAGGCUUGGGAACAAAAGUCACCUAUCAAUUGGUUCGAUGUUGGCAAAAUGCAACUAAUGGGUCUAGACAUAGUCCAACAGACGGUGGAAAAGUAUCUCCCAUGAAAGGAAUAAUGAGGUUCGGCAAGAAAGGGAAGUUGAGUCCAAUAUAUAUUAUCCCUUACCUGAUUCAUCACCGAAUAGGAAAGGUUGCCUACGCACUAGACUUGCCAGCAGAUCUAGAAGAAGUACAUCCAGUCUUUCAUGUAUCAAUGCUUCGCAAGUGUGUUGGUGACCCGUCUCGAUUACAUCCCAUCAAUGAAAUCCAUGUCACGGAAGAAUUGGCCUAUGAAGAACAACCGAUCGCCAUCUUGGAUCGGCAGAUUAGAAGAUUGCGAACUAAGAACGUAGCUUCGGUUAAGGUGCUGUGGCAGAAUAGAAAUCGGGAGAAAAUGACCUGGAAAGCUGAAGAGGACAUGAGACACAGGUAUCUGUACCUGUUUCCGAUAUCUACACGUAACCCCGAUUCUUGA